Molecule: messenger RNA, 960 nt
Organism: Blepharisma stoltei
Lineage: Eukaryota; Ciliophora; Heterotrichea; Heterotrichida; Blepharismidae
Source: the annotation of a GenBank genome assembly
AUGAGCCUCAACUUAAUAAAAACGAACAUAGAUGCUGCCUUAAAAGCAGCUGCAGAUCCUAGAUUAGCAAAACCAAUGGCAUCUUACAUGAAAAACCACUUUUCGUUUUUAGGAAUUAAAACUCCUCAAAGGCGCCAAGCUACAAAAGACCUCGUUACUGAAACUAAAAAACUUUCAGUUAAAGACCUUCUAGACUUAUUCUCUACCUUGAUUUAAAAUGUUUUAAUUUAUAAAAUAUUCAUAUAUAGGGCUUUCCCUUGAAUAGCCCGAUAACGGGAUGAAGCCAGCCCGUUAUCGGGCUAUUCAAGGGAAAGCCCUAUAUAUCUUAUCAAAAUUCCAAUCCAUUUCUUUUAUACUGAAAUAAUUUAUUUCUACUUAAGUGAAUAAUAAAUUUAUAAAAAAUAAAUUUGGUUUAUUAGAUUAAUUUAAAACGUUUUGUUAAAUUAAGAUUAUUUUAAUAUAGGCCAAGAGCUAGUUAAUUGACUAUGGGAAGUAGACCAAAGAGAAUACCAAUACAUAGCAGUCGAUAUCUUGGCUAAGAAUUAUUUGAAAUUUAGCCUAGCAAACAUCAAGCAGCUAAUAAGACUAGCCCAAGAAAAGUCAUGAUGGGACUCUGUUGAUGGGCUUAGCUCAGUCAUAAACAAAAUUUUACGCAAAUCAUUAGCUAGUGAUAAAAACGCUCAAAAUAUUAUGGACGAAUCUAUUUUACAUGAAAAUAUGUGGGUAAGAAGAAUUGCUUUACUUCAUCAGCUUGGCUGAAAAGACGAUACUGAUGAACAAAGACUCUUUGAUUAUGCCAAAUCCCAAGCCAGUGAUGAAAAUUUCUUUAUUCGGAAAGCAAUAGGUUGGGCAUUAAGAGACUAUGCAAGGCACAAUCCUGAGAGAGUCUAUAGCUUUCUUGAUGAAAAUGAGUCAAUCUGGUCAAAUUUAACUUAUAGAGAAGCCACUAAACAUAGAUAA